This is a messenger RNA of Naegleria gruberi, 873 nucleotides long. RefSeq lists its product as uncharacterized. The record is from RefSeq and is a predicted model, not a curated record. The transcript has a single exon. NCBI's taxonomy places the organism in Eukaryota, Heterolobosea, Eutetramitea, Acrasida, Naegleriidae. The coding region runs from base 1 to 873 and encodes 290 amino acids.
AUGUGUGAUGAGGAGAUUGUUACAGUUACCCUUAUUGAUUUUAAUAUGACAAUAAAUCAGCGCGAUGAAGAUGUUCCGAUGAAUCAACGAGGGAAUGAACAAUUGUUGAUGACUUGGUUGAAGAAUAAAUUAACUUUAAGAAAAAUUAAGAGUUUUUCUCUGAAUAAUGGCCUCAGAAAGCCUAUUCAAAUUAUUGAAUACAAAACAUGGAAUGUGAAUGAUAUGGAUGUUUCCUGUGAUUUGAAAAUAUCGUACCGAUUAGAUUGUAUAUUGGCUUGUACAGAGAGAUUGAUUUAUGUUUUGGAUCGGAAAACAAAGCAAUUAAUUAAUAGAGUAGAAUUAGAAUUUGAAUAUAUGAAUUCAGUUGUGAAUGAUCGAGAGGAUGCGUUCUUCUUGAUGGUUUGGAUAGAUGAGGAAGAUGCUAAGGGAAUGUUGAUGAAGUUUAAUUUGCACUCAUUGUUAAUGGGAGGUAAAUUAUCUAAUUCAUUAUGGAAAACAGAAUUAGAUUGUGCAACGUAUGGAAUGGCCACAUGUGAUUUGAAUGGAGAACUGGUCUUGCUGACCUCCAAGAAAAUUGAUGUUGAAACACUGAGACAGAUCAGAUGUAGAGAUGGUCAAAUAGUGAAAGUUGAAACUCCCCUAAUACUUCGAAACAGUUCUGCUUUUGAGGUUACUUCCAAAAAUCAAUUCAUUUGCUGUCAUUGUUCCAAUAAGUUGGAGGUUUUUCAACAGAGCGAGAAACAGGAAUGGACUUCUUUACACUAUAUGACUCUUUCGGAUUAUGUUGGAAAUUACACCUCUUAUAACAUGUUUGCAAUGAUUUAUGAGAGAAAUUCAGGGAAUAUAUUUGCUACAAUACCAUUUGGAACAUAA